ACUUUUUUCUCUCUGCAUCAAUCAUCCAAGCCUUAUUUUCACACACGGACAGUAACCAACACCCAAGCGGGACAUACUGACAUCCUACUACAAUGGACGUUUUUGGGCCCUCCAUACUAAGAGACCCACAUUUCAUGGGUGAGCCAGAGGUUCAGAUCUUCGAGCAGCCCAAACAGAGAGGCAUGAGGUUCAGGUACAGAGUGGAGGGUCGCUCUGCUGGAAGUAUCCCCGGAGAGAAAAGCUCAGAAAAUAACCGCACUUACCCCAGCAUACAGAUCCUGAACUACUGCGGUAAAGGGAAGGUGCGCGUAUCCCUGGUGUCGAAGAGUGAACCGUACAAACCACAUCCUCACGACCUGGUGGGAAAAGACUGUAAAGACGGCAUCUACGAGACAGAGUUUGGACCGGACCGAAGAGUCAUCGCUUUUCAGAACCUGGGCAUUCAGUGCGUGAGGCGACGGGAGGUGAAAGACUCCAUCGUCCAGAGGAUCACCAGAGGAAUCAACCCCUUUAACGUUCCCAGAGAGCAGCUGCUGCAGACAGAGGAGUACGACCUGAAUGUGGUGCGUCUGUGUAUCCAGGUUUAUCUGCAGGAUGAGAACGGACAGUACACCAGAGCUCUGAUGCCUAUUGUCACCAAUCCAAUCUAUGACAACAGAUCUCCAAACACAGCAGAGCUGAGGAUCUGCAGAGUUAACAGGAACACUGGAAGUGUCAAAGGUGAAGAUGAGAUCUUCCUCCUCUGUGACAAAGUGCAGAAAGAUGACAUCGAGGUGCGUUUCUUCUCAGCAGACGGAUGGGAGGCUAAAGGUUCAUUUUCGCAGGCGGAUGUUCACAGACAGGUGGCAAUAGUGUUCAAAACCCCAGGGUAUUAUAAUCCGUCCAUCACUGAGGCAGUGAUGGUGCAGAUGCAGCUCAGGAGGCCGUCGGAUCAGGAGGUCAGCGAACCCAUCGACUUCAGAUAUCUGCCCGACGAUAAAGAUCCAUAUGGCUACAAUGAGAAGAAACGCAAAAAAGAAAACCUGAUGAAGUUCGCCACACUUCAGUCACACGUGAAUUCUUAUAGUUUGAACAGACCAAUGGCAACAGCUUCUAAAAGUCUACGGAAAGAUGUGGGUAACAUGUACAUCCGUCAGCAGAUCGCUUCAAUGCACCAGCAGCAGCAGCCUCCUCCUACUCAUACUUCGAUCUUCGGCUCAAAUUUCCACUCCCCUUCUACUCUCCAGACCCUCCCCCCUUCUCCGUGGCCUAGCUCCAGUCCCUCCAAUAUCCCAAUGGAUUCUGUCACCAUCAACCAGGGAUCUGUUAAAGCCUCCCUACAACGCAAUCUAUGCACACAAGUCAACCACCCAAACCAAAAUCCCUCUCUUCCACAGCUGUCCAUACAGGAUUUGGACUCACAACUUAACCAAGGUGUUUCACAACCUCUGUACCAUCUACCGCAACGAGACGUAAUCAUGACUGAAAACCCACCUGUCAAUCAAAACCAAACCGUCCAGAUGCAAUGGCCAACAUUUAGCAGCCCCAACCCAAUUCAGAGUGGCUUUGACGGGGCAGUUCCAGGAGGGGGAGGUGGGGUCAGUGAUGGAGGUGGUUCAACUGGUCUUGGGUUUAACUUUUUAGAGCAAUUCGAUGGGGACAACUUGUUACAAAAUUUAGUUGGAGGAUCGCAAAGUGCUUUCCCAAUGAAGCAAGAACCGCAAACGUUAGGGCAAGAUACUGCAAUGCAUUCGCCAAGAGAAAAUAGCACCUAUACAACUUUGCAGCCUUCUCGUUCCAGUAGUAAUGGGGCUAUGGGAGUAGAUAUUAGUAGCAACCAGCCUCUAAAACAUCUGGCAAAUCCAUAUUCAAACAGCAAUAGUGCGCAGCCAGGCACACAUUACGCUACACUGGAAGACUGGUUAAAGUCCAGUCACAAUAAUCAAUAACAAAUGGGUUAAAAUUUAAAUACACUGGUCUGAUCAUGGUAUUUAUCUUUGGGAGGUGCAAAGUCUAUAUUGAAGGUAUUAGGCUUUUUGCAGCAAGACAACAGAAUUUCGUCAAGCUGUGCUGGAAAAGCAAAACUGGUGAAAAAAUAAGGCUUUUGAACAGGGUUCAGUGCUCCCCUUUGCACCAAUACAGCUUUUUAUUUCGGAUACCGAUAUCAAUACUUGAUACUUUAGUAUCUUAUGAUACCCAAUAUUAACAGAGGCCAGCAUAGGCAUUUUAUUUACAUCAAAACACAGUUGACUCGCUACAAAAUUUAUCCAGUUGUGUUAUUCAUCCAACAAGUAACUAUUGAACAGCUUUGUAUGAAUACAAAUUCAAACAUUAUGAAACACCAGCAUCUGCAUGUAAAUGGUUUUAUUACAACCAAUAAACUGCCCAAUCAGGAUACUGGUUCAACCAAUAUCAUGGGACUAAUAUCUGAUCAACCGAUAUUCGAUAUCGGUGCAUCCCUACUUUCCUAUCAAAACUAUCAAAACUAACUAGGUUUAUUAGAUUGAGAGAAAACAAAUUAUGGGCAUAUAUUAUGAAUUAUCUACAUUUCUAGAUCAAUUAUUUAACUUUAGCAAUAGCAGAGAAUGCAACUAAAGUACUUUUAAUCAGGCAAAAACAAAAGCUUGUACAUUUAGAUUUUUAAAUACAUUUUUAACUAAAUAAAGGCUGAACAUUUGGUGACUGAAGGCGUCUAGAUAAUAGAAUAUUUACAAAUAAAAUGUAUUAUGGAUGAAAAACAUAAUUGUUUAUUAUUUUUUAAAGAAAGUUAAUCUGACUUCUUUUGACAUUUUGAUUUAAUAAUACCACUGUCUUUGUUAUAAAAGACAUGUGGUUUAACAUCUGUAUAGUUGAGAUAACGAAGAUCAAAAUAUGAUUAUUUUAGUAAUCAACUAGUGGUGACUAUUCUGAUCAUUCUUUGCAGCCCUAGUAACAAAUGCAUGGAGAUUUGGUCACUGAAAUGAUCAGAACAAGUCUGACGAGGGAUGGAUUUAAAAACCGAUCUGGGAGAUCACCAGACAUGAAGCAGGGGGAUUGAGCACUGAGAGAGAGACAGCUUAAAUAUGGAGGAUCACUCAAACACGUGCGAAUGAAACAAAACACAUCUCCAAAGGUUUACUUUAAUAGGACCUUGUUAUAUAAUAAUGCCUUAACCGUAAUAUGAUUUACAAAGGCUAGUCAGAGCCUCUCAAAGCCUCUGUGUCAUUAUUCAUUCACUCCACACUCGGAGCUGUUAAGCUGCUGUUGUAGCCAUAGCUGCCCUGGGGCGCUGACGCAAGUGAAGAUGCCAAUUUACCAAGCUGUCAAUUACCACCAAUCACUCACGUUUAUACUUACCCACAUUUAUACUAGGGCAGUGUUUCUCAAACGGGGGUACGCGAGCCUCCUCAGAUGGUACUUGGACAGCUCUUUAGUUUGUGGCUUUGCCUGACUUAGAGUUAAUUUUAUCCACUUUUUGUCCUCUUUUGGAUAAUUUAUUGUUUAGAACUACAGUGGAAAUAAUGUAGCCCACUUUUAGACCUGGUUUAGGCCUAGAUAAGACCUGGACUACAGAUUGACUUUAGAUCUAGUGGUACUUGGAAAAGCCAGAUCUUUUCUUUGGUGGUACUUGGUGUGAAUAGUUUGAGAGACUCUGUACUAGGACAAUGUAGUUGAAGUGUCUUGCCCAAGGACAUAACAACAGAAGUAGUCUUUAGUGGGAAUUGAUCCUCUGACCUUUGGGUUGGUGGGCAAGUAUUCAACUAUUGAUACUUUGCUUUGUGACACACACUGGGGGAGUUCUGCAAACAAACACUGGUUAAAAAAAAAAAAGUUUUAAGAUUGUCUGAAAACUCGAAAAACAAAUGCAAAAUGGAUUUAAACAACUAGUUUUCAGAAACCUGUGAUCAGUACGAUUAUUCAUAGUCCUGUGAUUUUUAACAAAAAAAAGGUGAGAGUGACUACCUGAAAAACAGUGCAAAUGUAAUUUUCUGUGAGAGGGACUUAACAGCACAAAUCAUCCCACCUGCUGGAAGUUCCAGAUAAGUCAGCUCUUGAGGUUUUUUUUUUCUUUUUUAAAGAGACAGAAGUGCCUACAGUUAGCAUCACACCCUCAGGGUAUGCUGAUGCCAUCACCUGGAAAGUAUCAGUAGUGUUUCAAUCUGUGAUAUGGUGUAUAUGGUACUACUUUUUUCCCGUGGACACAAUCAGAAUAAGACAUCCAUUGUAUCCAUUUGUUUUUAAAGAAAUAUCACUGGAGGAAAUGUGUUUAUUUUCUGCCCCGAACAAGUGAAUGUACUACUGAUGCUCAGGUCUGACUGUAGACUGUUUCGUUCUCUUGUGGGCACUGGUUUGGAUAUAAUAUAAUGAAUUUUAAUGAUCUGUUUUAUUGAUUUAUUUGUUUUUUUAGUAAAGACUUAUACAUGUUUCUUUUUUUGUGACGCACUCUUAAGCCUUAUUUUAGAGGUGGGCGAUCUGCAGUGUCAAGAUAUAUUCCAAGAUAAAUAUAAACAUGUAUUAAGUUUACUGUCUCCACAAUACGAAAACUCAAAAAGACAUAUACUGGCAGGUUUUAGCGCAUUUAUGGACAGUAGGGCUGCAAGAUUAUUCACAACCGAACUCACAAUUUGAAUGAAUGCAAUUAAGAAAUUACAAAACCGGUAAUUGUUGAAGUACCAUAAUUUCCUCCAUAAACAACAAAAUCUCCUGACUUAUUCUGCAUAAAAACUGCUAAUCCUGUAGUUAAGAUCUGUUUGUUAGUUCAUAUUUCAGUUUUUUUGUCAUUUAAAAUGUGAACUUUGGACAGAAUCCUAUUAAAACAAAUCGUGAAUCUAAUCACAAUCACAGUGUUGUCAGAUAUUUUUCCGAAAUUGUUCAGCCCUAAAGGACAGCAAAAAAUACCACUGCUUUAUAAAAAAAAAUCCCAAAUGUAUCGAGAAUUAUAUCUGUCACUGUCGCCCACCUCUGAUUAGAGCUGAAACGUGGACGCUCUGAAACAGCGCAGUUCUGAUUUCCAUUGAUAAAGUGGAGGAGGCUUUGUCUCUGUGUAGUGACUAUGUCAUAUCUACAUCACUGUUCGGGCCCUCAGAUUUAUAACACACUGAGAUAUGAAAUGUUGACCUUAAAUAAAUCAGUUAUGUCACCUUUUCCAUUUAUAAUUUUUUUGUUAAAUGGACAUUUUCAUUUUUAAGGCACUGUACCUGAUUGUUCCCAUGUAUUUGAGCAAAAUGUGUCUUGGUUCAGUACAGUAAUAUCAUAUAAGCAGCUCUUGAUGUUAAAAUAAGUCUGCUGUGUACUGUCUGUGUCUAAGAAGAAAGCGUUUUAUUAUCUAAUAACUCGGAAGUGCAUGUUAGCUAGCUAGUUGUUGUUGUUAGCUUUACCGUCACAGAAAACUUUUGUGAAAAGUGCUUAUAUGCUCAUUGUGGAGAAUAAUUGAGAUGCUCAGAAGGUAUGAGUCAAGUGUGGAAUAACUUUGACCCACUGCAAACUGUUUAAAUGAACUAGUUCAGUUUUUCACAUUUUUAAGACAAAUCAGGUACAGUGCCUUUAAAUAGAUUAGCUUCAAAUCAAAAUUAUUUGCUUCAGAUUGACAUAAAAUAUUUAAAUGGAAAAAGUGACAUCAUAUAUCCAAAGGUGCACUCAACACAUGUAACUUUGCUGUUAGAGGGCAUACCAUCUACUUGUCUCCAUGGAGAUGUUAUUGUUUUGCCUGGAAUAUUCCACAGUAUGGCAUUAAAUUUAUCUCUUACAAUGGAGAUGUGCAGGCUACACCACUAGACCAAGUUACAGGUCAGAUCUGUGGAAAGGCAAGCUGGCUUCACAGUAUUUUUAGGAAUUAAGACAAUUGAAUGCGUGCAAGAUAGUUUAAGGCCAUACUGUGGAACAUUCUAGUGCACCUUUAAGGCCAACGUUUACUGUUUUGAGUGAAUAUUUUGUGCAUUUAUUUCUUUGUCUGAGGAGCACUUUUCUGUGCACCUGCUGUCAUCACUUUUAUUACAAUAUUAAUUCAGUUUAUAGAAGAUUGUGUCAUGUUGUGAUAAUAUGUUGUAAAAUAUUUAGAUUUUGUACUGGUUCAUUUGUUAAUAAAGUUUUUCGCACAC
Periophthalmus magnuspinnatus is the source of this 6056-nucleotide messenger RNA. It is a transcript of the gene rel, whose product is annotated as v-rel avian reticuloendotheliosis viral oncogene homolog. Gene Ontology annotation, biological process: non-canonical NF-kappaB signal transduction; innate immune response; cellular response to stress. The transcript is spliced from 11 exons. The record is from RefSeq and is a predicted model, not a curated record. Gene Ontology annotation, molecular function: DNA-binding transcription factor activity, RNA polymerase II-specific; RNA polymerase II cis-regulatory region sequence-specific DNA binding. Bases 93 to 1928 code for a protein of 611 amino acids. Gene Ontology annotation, cellular component: cytoplasm. NCBI's taxonomy places the organism in Eukaryota, Metazoa, Chordata, Actinopteri, Gobiiformes, Gobiidae.